Macrosteles quadrilineatus (aster leafhopper) is the source of this 2517-nucleotide messenger RNA. RefSeq lists its product as uncharacterized. NCBI's taxonomy places the organism in Eukaryota, Metazoa, Arthropoda, Insecta, Hemiptera, Cicadellidae. The record is from RefSeq and is a predicted model, not a curated record. The transcript is spliced from 2 exons. Bases 75 to 368 code for a protein of 97 amino acids.
UGUUGUUUAGUUAGUUUAGUUAGUUAGAUGCGGUCGUGGGAAUCAGUCGACAGUUAGCGCGUCACAGCCUAGCCAUGGAUCUGAUAUACAUGACAGAUGUAAUGGCUUAUCAGAGCAUAAGAGGACCAGUGUACAACAACUAUGAUAUACAGAUCAACAAUGAUCAAACUAAGAAUCAAAAGGUUCAUCAGAAGAACAAGGAGAAAGAGCCUUGCAAGAUUUGUCAGGAGAGGAAGAGGAGGAGCUUGAUGAAGUACAUCAGAAGCAAAUCCCACGAUCAUUCCGACAAUGAUAUCAAGGAAGAGGAGGAUGAAGAGGAGCCUCAGGAAAAGCAAAUGCAAGAUAAACAAGAGGCAAAGAAACGCUAAAGUAAAACUUAGGUUGAAAUGACUUGACAUAACAAAGUCAGAUUUUGUCAAGAACUGCUCAUGAUUUUACAUUGUUAAACACUUUACACCGCCUGAAAGUAUUAUAACUACAAACGGCAAACAUGCCUAGGUGAUUUGAAAAAGUAUUAUCUCAUAAUUAACUCAGUAUCAUAGUGAGAGAAACAUAAAUGGUUCAUCGUAAAAUCUAGUUCCCUUUUCACUUGUCAAAAAGCUAUGAUAACCAGUGCAAUUUUAAGGGUAGAAGUAGUACAACUGAUUCACCAAUUUGACCAACAAAACAUGUUUCAACGAAAUAACUCCCCCUUAUGUUUUUAUUUAAUCAUAAAUGAUACCUAAUUGUUUCAAGAACAUGGACAUUCUUAUUUAUUCUUCUAUUAGUUGUACUUUGAUUUCAGAAUUAUAAAAGAAGGUUUCCCUCAAUGAAUACUGCAGUUAAGUGUUGAUAAUUAACUGACAGAGUAGUGUCGAGGUAGAAAAGACACGUUGCCUAAUGAUGUCUUUAUUUUCAUAGUAUUUUAUUUCUGUUUUAACUACCAGGUUUUGAUGGAUUUUAUUACUGGACAAAGAUGAAGAAUUCAAAAAUGUGUAGCUGACAUAUUCAUAUAUCAAGUUGUAGAGCAAAGCUCUUCCUGAGCUCAUUGUUUUGUAUUAGUGGUUGAUAUUGGAUAUUUUUUACAAUAUUGAUGAAUUAAAAAUGCAUUUAAAGUCUGAAUACCUCAAAGGUACUAUUAUACGAGACUUGGUCUAAGUACAGCAAAUGACUCUAAUCAUAAGAUUAUUUCAAAACACUAUUAGUAAGCGUUCUCAAGUAGGAAUAUUUUUAAGAAAUUUACUGCAGCUGUGACCUAGAUAGAUAAACAUGCUGGCAUUUCAAAUAAAGAGGCUGCAUUUUUUAAUUAGUGAAGAAACUUUACUGUAAUCCACAUCACCGUCAACUAAAAAGGGUAAAAAGUAAAGGGUUCCUAAAUUAUAGAAUAAAUGUUUUAAGUUAUAACACUUUAGGAGAUGUAUAAUAGUAUUUAAGACUGAUUGUUAAAAAUAUUGUAAAUAUUGAUUGAUGUAAAUACAGUAGACUAAGAGUGGUUAAGGGUAAUUUUAUUUAUAAACUUAUAAGUGGAGGGUACAGUAUUUAUCACCCCUUUUCUUUCAAUAAAUUUGUUCAGAUUCAUAUUUUGUAAGUGUAUUACUUUAGGGAUGGACGAGAUUGGAUUUUUAGUUCGAGACGAGACGAGACAAGAUUUUUUAUUCCUCAUAAAAUUUCGAGACGGGAUUUGCCUUCUCAUACACAACGGGAAAUGCACGUUCAAAAUCUUUACCUGAUUUUGUAACAUUGUUAGAUGACUGUUUAAAUACAAAAAUAAUGAUAAUAGGCAAGAAUAUUUACAAACUUUUAUUAAAAAAACAUCAGCAUAACAUUUUUUUUUAUUAAUCACGCCUUACAUAUUAUAAAUGCCUACGAUUAGGAAACAUAGUGAUAUCAGUUAGGAUAGAGUUCAACUUAUCCUAAAAUAAAAUAAAUCAUAAAAUAAAAGUAAUAUUAAUUUUUAUAAAAUAGUUACUUGUUUUGACUUUUUUUAUAGUAAUAAAACAUUCCUUACACUGCUUACGCUUAACAAAACUUCUCUAAUGUUAUUAAAGUAAUAUUAUUAAAAUAAUUAAAGUAAUAUUUACAUUUAAAGAAUUAAUUAAACAAAAACGCCUUCGCAAAGGAAACGCAACUACAACGCGCUCCUGUAUUGCGGGUAUUGCAUUGACUUUCUGCAGGCGUUUUUAAUUUUUUUUUUUUUAAUUCUCGUCUCGAUCAAAAUCUCGGCCAAAAAGAAAUCUCGUCUCGUGUAACGAGAUUUAAAAUUUCCCGAAAAUUUCCUGAAAUUUCAAGACCUGACCAUCCCUACUGUACAUGUAAAAGUGACAAACUACUUAACUGUUUGUAGCUAAGUUUAACAUACAUUUUUGCAUCAAAUAUAAUCAGCACUCUAAAUCUUAGUGAACUCUUAAAUUGUAAACUUUGGAAAUUAGAUAUUCUUUGCUCUUUGUAUUUCCAGCUUUUCAUUGCAUUUCAUCCUGCCAUAGCGCUUAAGUAUUUUAAUAGGAUUUUGUAUUUUAUAAUAAAUAUUUUUAUACCUCA